Molecule: messenger RNA, 1291 nt
Organism: Eurypyga helias (sunbittern)
Lineage: Eukaryota; Metazoa; Chordata; Aves; Eurypygiformes; Eurypygidae
Gene: DNAJC2
Product: DnaJ (Hsp40) homolog, subfamily C, member 2
Exons: 11
Biological process (GO): 'de novo' cotranslational protein folding; regulation of translational fidelity
Cellular component (GO): cytosol
Molecular function (GO): ribosome binding; Hsp70 protein binding
Source: RefSeq, a predicted model, not a curated record
UUUAGGUAUAAUUUUGACUCCUGGAGAGAGUUUUCCUAUUUAGACGAAGAGGAAAAAGAAAAAGCAGAAUGUCGAGAUGAAAGGAGGUGGAUUGAAAAGCAGAACAGAGCUGCCAGAGCACUGAGAAAAAAAGAAGAAAUGAACAGAAUUAGGACGCUUGUUGACAACGCUUACAGCUGUGAUCCCAGGAUAAAGAAAUUCAAGGAGGAAGAAAAGGCAAAGAAAGAAGCAGAGAAAAAAGCAAAGGUGGAAGCAAAACGAAAAGAACAGGAGGCAAAAGAAAAACAAAGACAAGCAGAAUUAGAAGCAGCACGAUUAGCAAAAGAAAAGGAGGAAGAAGAAGUCAGGCAACAAGCAUUAGUAGCAAAAAAGGAAAAAGAGAUACAGAAAAAAGCAAUCAAGAAAGAAAGACAAAAACUGAGAACGACGUGCAAGAACUGGAAUUACUUUUCUGAUAAUGAGGCAGAUUGUGUUAAAAUGAUGGAGGAGGUGGAAAAGCUUUGUGAUCGUCUUGAGCUAGCAAGUCUGCAAUGCUUGAAUGAAGCACUUACAUCCACCACAAGGGAAGGAGGAAAGGCGGCUGUAGUAAAACAGAUAGAAGAAAUAAAUGAACAGAUAAGGCGAGAGAAAGAAGAGGCAGAAGCUCGUAUGCGCCAAGCCACGAAGAGUUCAGAAAAGUCAACCACUGGUGGUGGAGGGGGAAGCAAAAAUUGGCCAGAGGAUGAUUUACAGUUGUUAAUUAAAGCUGUGAACCUCUUCCCAGCAGGGACUAACUCAAGGUGGGAAGUUAUCGCCAAUUACAUGAAUUUGCACUCUACUACUGGAAUAAAACGAACAGCAAAAGAUGUCAUCAAUAAAGCAAAGAGCCUCCAAAAGCUUGACCCUCAUCAGAAGGAUGACAUAAACAAGAAAGCAUUUGACAAAUUUAAAAAAGAACAUGGUGUGGUGCCUCAGAUGGACAGUGCUGCCCCCUCGGAACGAUUCGAAGGAUCGCCUUUAGAUUCAUCCCCUUGGACUACAGAAGAACAAAAGCUUUUAGAGCAAGCAUUGAAGACUUAUCCAGUAAAUACUCCUGAAAGAUGGGAGAAGAUAGCAGCAGCUGUUCCAGGCCGGUCAAAAAAAGACUGCAUGAAGCGAUACAAGGAACUCGUUGAAAUGGUCAAGGCAAAGAAAGCUGCUCAAGAACAAGUGAUGAAUGCUACUAAAGUCAAGAAGUGACUCUUACUGACAAUCUUUGUUUUAUAAUAAAAAUGCAAAUACUGUACAUGUUUUCAUUCCUUCCUUAGUUAUA